UGAUAAAAUGAUGCACGUUCCCCCUGGUUGCCCACAAAAGAAGCAGUGGAGGCUGCACUUUCAAUGUUUCCUGUUCUGACUCUUUAUAACACUGUGCACAAACCACAGCGCUCAGAAUAAGUUUCCACCUCCGACAGAACACAACAAGCUUUGACAUGACAUGAAAAUAACACAUUUGUUUUACAUCUCUUCUCAGGAUUCAGAAACCAUUCAGAGUCGUCUGGCAUACUUUCACCUUUUUCGAUAGUGAAAAACUGAUUUAUAACCAAAAUAAUGAGUAGCAUUUUAUGUUUUUGGCUUGAAAUUAAGGUGUUACAAUCUUAAAAAGCUAUAAAGCGGAGAUCAAGUCGGACUAAGCUUUCCAAAAUGAACCCCAACACCUCUACAGUCCUACACAGUCAGUACUUGACUAGUCAGUACUUGACUUUCCAGUACUAUCUUUUCCCAUCAGUGUACAUCCCCGUGUUGAUUUUCGGACUAAUUGGAAAUCUGGGAGCUUUGUAUUACUUCAUAUUUAAAAUCAAACAGAGGUCUCCUUCCAACGUCUACAUCGUAAACCUCGCCGUGGCCGAUACGCUUUUCCUGUGCACCUUGCCGUUUCGUAUCCACUACCAUGUGAACGAAAGCAACUGGGUGUUUGGAGACGCCAUGUGCCUCAUCACCGGCACGCUCUACUUCGCCAACAUCUACAUCAGCAUCACAUUCAUGACCUGCAUCUGCGUGGACCGCUACAUCGCCACCUUGCACCCUCAUACCUACCUGCAGCUUCGCAACAAGAGUGUUGCCACAAUGGUGAGCACCGGUGUUUGGUCGAUCUCUGGGGCCGCAAUGUUGGCAUUUAUGUUAAACUGUCCUGGGCGGACUAAUAAGGUAACAUGUUUUGAGGACCUCUCUUCGGAAGAUUGGAGCACUUUGGCACCCUUCACGGCAUGCUGUAUUAUUUUUGGGUAUCUCUUGCCUUAUGUGGUCAUUUUGGUGUGUUACCCCAUCGUGGCACGCAGGAUCAGUCGAAUUAACAACAAUACGGCCCGUGGGGCACGGAGGAUCAUCUACGCAAUCUUGGCCAUCACGGUUGUUUGUUUUCUACCGUAUCACAUCGUGAAUUUAGUUUAUCUCCUGUCACGCAUGAGAUUGAUCGCCGUUGAUGUUUGGAUCCCUCGGAGAGUGACCAUGGCUCUGGUCAGUCUAAACAGCCUACUGGACCCGGUGUUGUACUACUUUGCUACCGGUCACUACAAGUGGAGGAUGAAAAGAUUGAGGUUUAGGAAGAAAAAGGGGGUGUAUUCAAUAUCCAAAGAUUUUUGAGAUGGCGGAUUGACCGAAAGCAGGUGUAAAUCUUGGCAUUUUUAGUCUGUAAAACUGAAAAUAAGCAAGCACAUUCAAUUCUGUGUACUAAUUUAGAAGAAUAAAUAAAGGGUUUUCAAUGGUCCGCACUUUUAGAAAAAGUGGUCAAAAUAUGGUAACGUUACACUGUAAAAAGAUUUGUUGGUUCAACUUAAAAAAAGAAGUUAUCUGGUUGUCUUAACAUUUUUAGUUACUUCAACUUAAAAAAAAAUUAACUAAAAAAAAGAAUAUCAACAAUUUGAAUUAACUAAAAAGUAAUGCAACCAGGUAACUUACUUUAUUUAAUUGAACAAACUGUUUUCAAUACAGUGAGAUAUUUACUCACUUGGUAACAAAAUGUACCUCUGCACUGCAAAAAAAUUAAAACAAUUUGGUUUUUACGGAGCCCCUUAGGGAGCAAAAAUUAAAUAAAGUUUAGUUUCGCGAGCGCACGUAAAAAAAAAACGUGUGCGCGCGUGAAAUAAUCGGGUUUAGUUUCGCGUGUGCAUGUGAAGAUAUCGCAUGCAACAAAUGAAAACAAUUAGGUUUUUACGGAGCCCCUAUAAGGGAGCAAAAAUUAAAUAAAGUUUAGUUUCGCGUGCGCACGUAAAAAACGUGUGCGCGCGUGAAAUAAUCGGGUCUAGUUUCGCGUGUGCAUGUGAAGAUAUCGCAUGCAACAAAUGAAAACAAUUAGGUUUUUACAGAGCCCCUAAGGGAGCAAAAAUUAAAUAAAGUUUAGUUUCGCGUGCGCACGUAAAAAAACGUGUGCGCGCGUGAAAUAAUCAUGUUUUGUUUUGCGUGCAUACGUGAAGAUAUCACAUGCUCGCGUGAACCUAUCGUAUGCGCGCGUGAAAUUAUCGGGUUUAGUUUUGCAGGCGCACAUGAAAGCGAAAGCGUGAGCACGUGAAACUAAACUUUAAAAAAAUUCUGCACAUGAAGGUUUCACGUGAGCACACGAAACUAAACUUUAGAUAUUUUUACUUCAAUGUCACCUUAGGGGCUCGGUAGGUUUUUGCCAGUCAAUAAAUUACUAUUUUAGGUUUGACCUGUGAAUAGUUUACUUAACUUUACUUAAUCAACUAUAUGUUGGUUGGACAAAAAUGCUGCAUUUUUUACUAAUUAAAUAAUUAAUAAAUA
Molecule: messenger RNA, 2460 nt
Organism: Misgurnus anguillicaudatus (oriental weatherfish)
Lineage: Eukaryota; Metazoa; Chordata; Actinopteri; Cypriniformes; Cobitidae
Source: RefSeq, a predicted model, not a curated record